Messenger RNA from Drosophila ananassae, 3790 nucleotides. Its product is annotated as nuclear pore complex protein DDB_G0274915. The coding region runs from base 700 to 3612 and encodes 970 amino acids. The record is from RefSeq and is a predicted model, not a curated record. The transcript has 4 exons. Lineage: Eukaryota; Metazoa; Arthropoda; Insecta; Diptera; Drosophilidae.
GCAGUGUGCAUAAUUAUAUUUUCUGCUCUGUUGAAAUUAUAUAUUGUUCUGCCGUAGUUUAUUUCAUUCCGUUUUAAACUGCAACUAACUAUUGAUAAGUUAUUCCACCAAUUGGUUAAAAUGUAUUCUUUUAGUCAAGCAAUAAUUUUACUAAAUAUAAUGUAUUCCAAAAUUUACGCAGAUGUAAGAGAAUUAAGUAUUUCAAAAACUAAGCGGCACAUUUCAUAAAUACAAAAAAAUUUGUCAUCUUGGUACGAAUUAAAACAGCUAAAUCUGGGUAUUGAAUGGCUCCCAACGUAAUCAAGUGUCUCACUUCAAAUAUGGUUUAUGAAAUGUGCCCAAAGAUUAUAGAUCAAGGUAAGUUUUUCUUAGUAUCCCCAAGGUUAUAUUCAAAAAUGGAUACAUUAUGCACCUCGAGGCGACCACGGAAUUCGAUCCAAUAAAAAUUAUAAUAGUGAUGAGCACUUUAAUCCAGUAAACAACAUUCAUAAUACAUACCAAACUGAUAAAGAUGGAGAUCAAAACGCAUUUAAUGAGUACGAUAGUUUGUCUGAAGAAAAAACACCACAUUCAAUUGAAGAAACAUACAAUAAACGGUAUCCACGACUCAAGAGCUUGGAUCAAAAUCAGUAUCAGUAUGAACCAAAAAAAUUUGAAAACGAUGAAAAGCAAGAACUUCAAGAAAAUCAAUCAGAAUCAAUGGAACAAAAUAAUGUACACAAUUAUCAAAAUAAAACUCAGCGGUUCCAAGAAGCCGAUCAAUAUCAGAACAAUGAACGAGAAUCAAGAAGCCCAGACGAGGAUAUAGUUUUUAAAAAUGAGAAACGAAAUUCCCAUUUUAAUAAUAGAGACCAAUAUAAUCAAGAGUGGAAUAAACACUUUCAAGGAUUUAUGAUUCCAAAUGAGCGUCACCAAAAUCAUUUUUAUAAAAAUUGGCGAGUAAGCCAACCAAUUAAACGGCAACGGAAUCGAUUUUUUUUUUCACAAAAUAGAAAUCACGAAAACUUGUAUGAAAACUUCAAGCGAAAUAAUGCCUUGCAACGCCAUUACAAUCAUCAACACCAGACCCAUAGAUAUCCAGAUGGAAACGAAAUUUCGUUUGGAAACCGAAUAUCGAAUGAUAUAUUAUCCGAUUCACGUCGAAAUCAUCGUUUUAUCAACCAGGACCUACGACCAAAUGUUUGGCAUAAUGGAAAUGAAGAGAAGCAUAAUACGAAAAAAUUUCAAAAUUCUGAAACUAUACAAAAUCAAAGCAAACUAAGUCCAAGAGAUAAAAACGAGCUCCUACAGAAAAAUGUAAACAACCUAUUAUCCCAACUAUCUCAAGAACAGUUGACUAUGGAAAAGAUGAUUCCUAAAAUUAGAUCGAUACAAAAUAUCAAUAAAACACUGAAGAGUGCAAAGGGACAAACGGAUUUUGUUGCUGAAAUACGUGAAGCUCAAAAGCAAAUGCGAAAUAUACAAAGGACUUUAGAGACAGAAGCAAAAUACAAACCCAUAGACAACCAAAGAAAGUCUGUAAAUGAUUCAGUCUCAGAAAUAAAUUCUAAAAAAGGACGACUGAUGUUUCGCUCCGGUCAAAAAGACCAGGAAGCAAGUUUAAGUGUGCGUGAAAAGGCAACCAAUCUUAUUCAAAAAUGGGCUGAAAGUCAACGCCUGAUGGUGGACUCCUUCGUUAAAGCAAUAACUGAAAUUUUAAAAUCACACGACUUAAACCCAAUCCCUACAGACAAUGUUACUCCAGAAAAGCUUGGUGGUAUAGAAGACUUGCUCAAGCAAGUUGUGGACGCUAUAAAAAAGUUAAAAGAAGAGAAAUGUCAAAAGCCGGAAAAUGGAUCACAUGGAAGCACAAAUAAGGACACGAAGGAGCAUAUCGACGGAGUUCUUCAGAAGUGGAUAGAGACUCAAAAAACCCCAAUCGAUUCCUUUUUAGAUACUGUUCGUAAGCUAACAGGUCUCAAGCCGGAAACAAAACCAGGUUUGGAGAGCAACGCUAGUGAAAUCGCAAUGGAGGACUUGAUCAAGAGGCUGCGAGAACUAAUUGAACAUCUGGGGGAACAGAAAGUAGCAUCCAGCGCAACAACUAGAGAACAAUCUAUAACGCAAUCAGAUUUAUCAUCUUCUACUCCUAAAAUAUCAUCCACAACUUCAGAGCUUCCGUCAACUCAUACUCCUCGUCUGACCACAGAAAUGUCGCACCCUACAACAGAGAGUUCAUCGACUUCUAUUCAAUCAACUGCAUCCACAGAUAAACCUCCGGAUACAAGUACUAGCCACAUUACCACAGAUGCAGCUCCAUCUACAACAGAGAGUUUCUCGACUUCUAUUCCAACUACCUCAUCUCAUGACACCACUUCCAUUCCUUCAUAUACUUCUACUUCGCCUAAGAAACCUUCGGAUACUGCAACGACCCUCAUAACCACUGAUACAUCUCCAUCUGCAACAGAGAGUUCUUCAACUUCUACUCCAACUGCCUCAUCUCAUGACACCACUUCCAUUCCUUCAUCAACUUCUACAUGGACUGACAAACCUCCGGAAACGACCACUCAUAGUAGUUCCACAACUUCCCCAACAUCCACUUCUCCUACGUCAACAAAAACCGAUUCUGAGUCUACCAAAACGACAGAGUCUUUUACCACAUCUCAUUCAACAGCGGAGACUCAUAAUUCCCACGAAGCAUCAAUAACUAAACUAAUGAAUAUACUCGGCCUUUUAAAAAAAUUGCGCAAAAUAUUAAACACGAUAGUCGAAAAGUCAGAUGGAAAAAUUUCACCGGAGCUAAUAGAGGGAGUACGAUCAAUGUUAAAUCAAAUCAUAACUGGUCAGGUAGAUUUAAAAAAAACCAAUUCUGCUGAAUUGGAGCAACUACUUUCCACAACCAUAAAACCAAAUACAUCAAAGGGAUCAGACUUGUCGAAAGAGAAACUGGUCCAACUUUUAGACAGUUUUGAAAAGUUGUAUCAGCAAUUAUUGGGAGAACAGCUUCCGUCAACAACAGAAUCGACCACCGGGUCUACACCAACAACUGGUAAAACAACCACAGAGUCUUAUACAACAAAAACCAAGACUUCCUCAUUCACAACUCCUUUAGCCACAGAUACCACCCAAAGUACCAUCAAUCCCUCUGGUGCACCAUCGGGAACUAACAAUAAUUACAAUAUUAGCGGAAACCUGGACCUAAAGGCCAUUGUUGACGGAAUUCAACAGCUGAAAAUGGCAGUGUACCAUGACUUUAAUUCAUUCAAAAAAGAUCAAGUAGACAGAAUGGAGACAAUAAUGAAAGUAAUGCAAGAUCUAAAGGAAUUAAAAUCUUCAAACAAGCGGACCAAACCAAGAACCCAAAUAAUACACUCCCAGGAAUCCAAAAACGGCAGCAGUGAGGAAAUAAAUGAAGAGCAAAAAUCGAUACUGAUUGCAAAUGAAUAUCGUUCCAGCUUUUUCCCACUGAAUUACUCUACUGAGAGUGAAUGGGUAACUACCAAGUCCACAACAAUAAAUGAACCCUUUUCUGAAUCGAAACCUUGGAACCUCUCAGAGGUUAUAACUGACCAUUUUAGGGUUCCAUUGCUUGCUAAUGUAAAUGAUUCAUCAAAUUGGUUUAUAGAUUAUUAAAAAAUGUAGUGACAAAAAAAGAUCAAUUUUAAAUUUAUAUGUUAACUGUUUUCUUUUAAUUUCAAUUCAAUAUUUGAUUUGGAAAAUUCAAGAUGAUUUUGAAAUUACUUUUUUUCUUCGACCGAUUUGCGAUUGCCAAUACCGAGGAUAAUACCAAGGUAAUUUCCAAGGUCUAAGA